Molecule: messenger RNA, 7609 nt
Organism: Pteronotus mesoamericanus
Lineage: Eukaryota; Metazoa; Chordata; Mammalia; Chiroptera; Mormoopidae
Gene: AKAP12
Product: A-kinase anchoring protein 12
Exons: 5
Coding region: 257-5500 (1747 amino acids)
Biological process (GO): signal transduction; regulation of protein kinase C signaling
Cellular component (GO): cytoplasm
Molecular function (GO): calmodulin binding; protein kinase A binding
Source: RefSeq, a predicted model, not a curated record
CUGAAGGCAAGAUAAUGGGGCUUUGGGCUCCCUUCUGGGCGAGUUGAAAGUCAGCCGCUGCAGUAGCUCCUGCCUCGGGGAGUUUGCCGCGAGCGCGUCUCUUGCUUUCGCAGUCUGGGCGCGUUCGGAGGAGAAGCAGGCGAGGAAGGCGCUCUUGGGACCUCACGGGCGUACGGCUUCUGGCUCUGCUCGGUGUCCCUGCGAUUUGGAGAAGGCGUAACACGGCGGCUGGAAGCGGGAGAACUGCAGAGUAGCCAUGGGUGCUGGAAGCUCCACCGAGCAGCGGAGCCCGGAGCAGCCGGAGGCGGGGAGCCGGACGCCGGCCGAGCCCGAGCCCAGCGGCGGCAGCCUCGCGGCGGAGGCGGCGCCGGGAGCUCCGGGAGACCCGACCCUCGCGGCCGCGGACCCCGCCACCAAGCUCCUACAGAAGAAUGGUCAGCUGUCCACCGUCAACGGCUUAGCUGAGCCAGGAGAGCUCAGCCUGCAGGAGGGAGCCCUGAAUGGCCAGGAGGAGGAAAUCAUUGUUGCAGAGGUUGGACAAAGAGACUCUGAGGAUGUGAACGAAAGAGACUCAGAUAAAGAGAUGGCUGCCAACUCAGCAGUUGUUCAAGACAUCACAAAGGAGGGGCAGGAGGAAAUGCCUGAAAUAAUUGAGCAGAUUCCUUCUUCAGAAAGCAAUUUAGAAGAGCUAGCACAGCCUGCUGAAUCCCAGAGUAAUGAUGUUGGAUUUAAGAAGGUGUUUAAGUUUGUUGGCUUUAAAUUUACUGUGAAAAAGGAUAAGAGCGAGAAGUCUGAUACUGUCCAACUACUCACCGUGAGAAAAGAGGAAGGCGAAGGAGCAGAUGGGGCUGGUGACCACCAAGAGCCCAGCCGGGAGACUGGAGAAGCAACACCCAAAGAAAGUGAACUGAAACAAUCUACAGAGAAACCAGACGAGGCUCCGAAGCAUGAGCAGAGCAACACAGAAAUUUCUCUUCAGGCUGAGUCUGGUCAAGCAGCAGAGGAGGGCAAAGAUGGAGAAGAAAAGCAAGAAAAAGAACCAGCCAAACCUGCAGAUUCUCCAACUAGUCCAGUGGCCAGCGAAACGGCAUCAACCUUUAAAAAAUUCUUCACUCAAGGUUGGGCUGGCUGGCGGAAAAAGACCAGCUUCAGGAAGCCAAAGGAGGGUGAGCUGGAAACUUCAGAGAAGAAAAAGGAACAAGAGCCAGAAAGAGCAGACACAGAAGAAAAUGAAAAGACAGAAGACACCUCUGAGAAACUGGCUGCUUCUGAACCAUCACACCCACAGGAGACCACAGAGAGAGCUAACGAUGCCAGGUUAUCGGCUGAAUAUGAAAAAGUGGAGCUGCCCGCUGAAGGGCAGGGGCCGGGAUCUCCCGAAGAGAAACCCGCCCCUUUAGCAACAGAAGUAUUUGAUGAAAAAGUAGAGAUUGUGGCAGAAGUCCAUGUUAGCACUGUGGAGAAGAAAACAGAGGAACAGAAAGCUGAGGUAGGAGAAGUAGAAGAGUCCCUGCCAUCUGAAAAACUGGUUGAAAAGAACGCUGAACCUCAGGAAGCUGAACCUUCUGAAGAGCCGGUGAAGACCAAAGCAGUGUGUGCCCCUGGAGGGGACCCCACCCAGCCACCUGAACCAAGUCCUGAUGAAAAACCGUCUACACACCCCGAAGGCAUUGUGAGUGAGGUGGAAAUGCUGGCAUCGCAGGAGAGAGUUAAGGUGCAAGGAAGCCCUUUGAAGAAACUUUUUACGAGCACUGGCUUAAAGAAGCUUUCUGGAAAGAAACAGAAAGUGAAAAGAGGAGGAGGAGAUGAAGAGUUGGGGGAACAUCAUCCAGUCACAGCAGACUCUCCAGACAGUACAGAUGAACAAAAGGGCGAGAGCUCUGCUUCAUCCCCCGAAGAACCCGAGGAGAUUACGUGUCUAGAGAAAGGGAUAGUGGAUGCGCACCAGGAUGGGGAAGUCGAGGAAGGAGCUACUUCUGAUGGAGAGAAAAAGAGAGAAGGUGUGACUCCCUGGGCAUCUUUCAAAAAGAUGGUGACACCCAAGAAACGUGUAAGGCGGCUCUCGGAAAGCGAUAAAGAAGAUGAAUUGGAUAAGGUGAAGAGUGCCACCCUCUCUUCCACAGAGAGCGCAGCGUCCGAAAUGCACGAGGAGGUAAAGGGACAUGGAGAAGAGCCAAAGCCGGAAGAACCGAAGCGCAAGGUUGACACUUCGGUAUCUUGGGAAGCUUUGAUUUGUGUGGGGUCAUCCAAGAAAAGAGCAAGAAAAGCAUCAUCUUCUGAUGAGGAAGGGGGACCAAAACCGACGGCCGGGGAAAGCCAAAAACCGGAUGAAGCAGGAAAAGACAAGGAAGCAGGACCAGACACUGUCCCUGCUGGUUCCCAUGAGCAUGACCAAGGCCAGGGAAGCUCCUCACCUGAGCAAGCAGGAAGCCCCUCUGAAGGGGAGGGCGUUUCCACCUGGGAGUCAUUUAAAAGAUUAGUCACCUCAAGAAAAAAGUCGAAGUCAAAACUGGAAGAGAAAAACGAAGACUCUGUAGCUGGGUCUGGUCUAGAACAUUCAGCUGCAGAUGUUGAAACCGGGAAAGAAGAGUCCUGGGUUUCAAUUAAGAAAUUUAUUCCUGGACGAAGGAAGAAAAGGUCAGAUGGGAAACAAGAUCAAGCUGCUAUUGAAGAUACAGGGCCCACAGAAGUUCACGAAGAUGAUGCUGACGUCCCAGCCGUGGUACCUCUGUCUGAGUACGAUGCUGUGGAAAGGGAGAAAAUGGAAGCCCAGGAUGCCCAGAAAAGUGAGGAGAAGCCUGAGGAAAAGGGAGCGGUUUAUGUGUCGGAGGAGCUCAGCAAGAGCCUGGUUCACACAGUGACUGUGGCUGUCGUGGACGGGGCAAGGGCCGUUACUGACAUUGAAGAAAGGUCGCCCUCUUGGAUCUCUGCUUCAGUGACCGAACCUCUUGAACAAUCAGAAGAUGAAGACAAGCCACCAAGUGGGGAAGUAUUUAAAAGAGAGGUCAUGGCAGAGGAAAGCCCUGUUGUUACCAAAGCUCUGCCCAAGGGCCAAGAUGCCAGUGACGACACGAUCAUCAGUGAGAUGGAAUUGACUUCUGAAGCUGUGACAGCUGCAGAAACCACGGGGGCAUUUUGUGCUGAAGAAGCAACGGAAGCAUCUGGUGCUGAAGAGACCACCGACAUGGUUUCGGCUGUUUCCCAGCUGACUGACUCUCCAGACACCACAGAGGAAGCUACUCCAGUUCAGGAGGUGGAAGGCGGCGUGCCAGACAUGGAAGACCAGGACAGGCGAACUCAAGAGGUCCUGCAGGCGGUUGCAGAAAAAGUUAGAGGAGAGUCACAGCUGCCUGGUGCCAUAGGACCGGAAGAUACGGUUCAGACAACGCGGAAAGUAGAAUCUAAAAUACCAGAGGAGGUGGAAAAAGGAGAAGAGGAUUCUCAGAUGCAGGGUCUGAUGAAAGAGGUGGACGUAGCGUUGAAAGGACAUGUUGAAGAAACAAAAACUGAGAAUUUGACACAAGGGAAUGUAAAUGCACAGGCCACCCCAGAACACUUCGAAAAAGUUCCUCAAGGCACAGAGAGUAUAGAGUCCAGUCAGCUUAAGACCACCUGUCAAGCUGAAACCUUGGUUGGGGUAAAAUCAGAGAUUAUACUGGAACAGGCUGUUGCCCCUGACUCAGCUGAAACUCUUACAGACAGUGAGACCAAUGGGAGCACCCCAGUAGCAGACUCUGAAGCUCUCCACAUCACACAGCAGGACAAGGUCAUGGCCAUCCAUGCAGAUGAUGAAGGUGCAUCUCGCACAGGAUCACAGGUCACAGAAACAGAGGCAGUUCCUGUGCUGAAAGAGAUGCCUCCAGUACCCUCUGGUUUUCAAUCACAGGAAGAAUAUAAAGAACAUUCAGAAAUGGAAGAGGUUCUAGAAUAUAUGGAUAAAGAGGUAUCCAUGGAAACUGCAACCACUUUUUCAAAGACUGAGGUGAUUCAAGAGGCCGGCCAGUUUGUUGAUGACGAAACCAAAGACAUACCAUUUGUUGAAGGACUUGGAGUGUCUGCACACACAGAAGUAACAGCCAGUCAGAAAAAGAUCAGUGAAGUUGCCUUUCAAGAUGAAGUUACUAAAGAAGCUGAAUUUCAAAAGAAUGAUAAUAUUGUUCUCCAGAGUCACACUCAGUCUCUUCCAACCCCAGUGGGGAGAGAGAUGGUAGUUCAAGAAGAAAAGGAGGAAAUGGAAGCAAAGACAGCUCAAGUGAGUGAAGGGGUUCUUGAGCCAAAACCGGCUGAAGUGCUCAAUAAACAGCUGGUCCAGACAGUUCACAUGACUGUCAUAGACAGGGAAAAGGAAGUUAUCAAUUGUGAAGAAAGUUCUCCUUCUUGGCUGGUUCAAGAGGAAGCAGUCUGCACAGAAAUUCAAGUUCAAAGCUCAGAGACAUCAUUACCUCUAACAGUUGCAACAGUGGAGGAGAAGGUCUUAGGAGAAACUGUUAAGAUUUUAGAAACACCUGGAACCCCGGAGUCUGCAGCAGCACAUUUGGAACCAGAAGAAAAGUCCUCUGAAAAAGACUUUAUUGUUCAGCCAGGGGAAGAUGCAGCGCACACAGGGACUGAGUCUCAGGGGGAAUCAAUGCCAGUGAUAGUACCUGCUACCCCUGAGAAAGGCAUCAGUGCUGACCCAGAAGGAGAUAAAACCACAUCACAGAAAGGGAGGUCAGAUGAAGACUGCGAGCAGGUUAGCUGUCAGGAAGUCAGAGUGAGUACAACACAGGAGGAAGAUUUAAAGGCUGAAAAGGAGAUUUUGCAACUUAAGACUGAGAGCCGUAAACUUGUACAAAAUGUAAUUCAGACAGCAGUUGACCACUUAGUGAGUACAGAAGAAACAACCACCGAUUGUCAGGCACUGGCUCACCUGGUAAAAGCUGACUACCAGGAAGCCGAACAGAGAAUUGAGAAAGAAGAAAGGAAACUUCAGGUUUCCGCAGAGGGUGAGACACAAACUACCACAGCCAAAGAGGAGUCCGCACUCACCGCUGCGGAACAGACAUGCUCAGAUGUUUCCAAAGACGUGAACGCAGCUUCCCAAGAGGUCACGACUGUUGAGGUUGAAGGUUCCAGUGUAAAUGACCAGCAGCUAGAAGAGGUAAUUCUUCCAAUCCAGGAAAAAAGAGGAGCAACUGGAACCGAGUCUGUGCGGGAAGAUGGCGAUCGAGCCGGGUUAGGAGAGAGAAUACAGGAGCCGCUAUCCGAAUCCCAAGAAGAUGAAAAAGGUGAUGCUGUCGAUUACCCUGAGAACCUCCCCUCAGCCCUGGAAGAUGCAGAGGCCUCCGGAGGCUUAACCAAAGAAUCUGCAGAUGCAAAUGGACCAAAACUAAAAGAGAAGGAAGUCGAAUUUCAGGAAGGGAAAGGGCAGGGCGAGUCAGAAAGAGAGACCAAAAUGCAAACACAGGAGACACAGAAACAAGAGAGGCAGCCAGCAACGCCAGAACGUACAGAAUCCUAAAACGUCAUGUAAUUACCCUCGUGUGUUUGCAAGACCAGAAUGGGAAGACAAGUGGUGGAAGCAGGUGAAUGCCACUGAUGAGACUGAAGACCAACAUUUCAGACCUUUGACAACCGAAGAACAGGCCUAUCAACCAGUCUCAUUCCUGGGGAUCCCCGACAAUCCCGAGGCCUGAUCGGGAGCUACAGCCGGUUCACGUUUCCUCCUUUCAAGACCACCCUGUCGUUUUCCCCUUGAUUCCAUGUAAUGUCUCUCAUUUAAGGUCCUGCAUUCUAAACCUGGAACUGGAGUUGGAAAUACCUAGUUCCGCUUCUCAAACUGGAGUAUCAUUCUUUAUGUAUUUAUAUGUAUGUUUUAAGUAAUCCUCCUCCUGUAUCUAUUGUAUAUUUUUUCUUAAUGUUUAAGGAAAUGUUCAGUAUAGUACAUUUCUUUUGUAUCACACAGUAUAUGAUGGGGCAUGCGGCCGUAGUGGAGCCUUGGGAAGCUUCUUUACGACCUGUGGAAAAGAGCUUCCUGGAAAUGACAUUCCUGAUCAGUUCCUAUAAAGUUCACUAAGGAUUAGGCCAUGAUUAGUAUUACUCUGAGAUUGGUCACUUUCCUACUCUGCACAGUGUGCUAAAAAUGAAAAGCUUUUUUUUUCCUUUUUUUUGAAACAUACAGAAUGUUCCAUUUUUACUGUGAAAUUUUUCUUUCUGGCCCUGUGGAAGUUGGAAGAUUUUUUUUUUUUUCAGUAGCACAUAAAGUCUUUUCUCCUAAUUGUUACGGUUGUUUGCACAGAUGAGCGUGCUUAAUCCUGACGCAAAGUAGCGAUAUGUUUUCAUACUAUAAAGAAAAGAAUUGACUUCUUUAAGUUUUUGAUUCCAUUUGUAGAUGCUGGACCCCAUUCACACACAGCAUGAAGUCAGUCCGGUUCUUUACCAGUGGUAUUUUGAUAGAUGCUGGAUUGUGUCUGUGCCAUAGUUGUGCCCACUCUUUUAAGACAAUGUUGCAUUAUGUUCAUUUCCAGAAAUUGUGAUUUGACAACUGAUUUAAAUAAAAUAUUUGCUUCACUUAGAUUUGCUGGUUUUAUUAGCUACUAGGAAGGCUGGGACAUAGGUUUACUGCAUUCUAAAAGCAGUGUAAGUUAGAACUUUCUUACGUAGCCUCUGUGUGAUGUUACCACUUUAUGCCGGUUUGAGCUGAUGUUCAGAGGAAGUCAGCAGAUAGGUAGGUGUCUGCCAGGACUAGCUCGGAGCUUUGCAGAUUGACAGUGCUGUUACAAUGCCACCAUCUGGUGGUGUCUUCCUGAAAAGGUCAGUUUUCUGCAUUACUAUUUGUUAAUUGACAAAUGUUUCUAGAAAGGAAUUUUAAGGCUUAAUAGUAAAAAUGCCAUGCCUCACAGGUGAUCUAGGGAAUUUUUUUUAAUGUUAAAAUGAUUUAUGAUUCUUGCUAAUAUAUAAAAGGGUCUGUCAAACAGUUGUCACACAAAGAAUAGUUGCCUAUCCUCCAUAAAAUUCCACUUUCUCAAAUGUAAAUCUGGCCUGGCAUAUAUGCUUCCUAAAGUUUAACUCAGUACUCCAGUUUGAGAACUUAAUUUCAACUACGCAUUAAUGAUUUUAAAGGAUAACAUUCUACAAAGACUAGAAUAGUCUUAGCAGAAAGAAAAUUUGCUGUUAAAACCAGAAGAGUAGUGUCUGUUACACCAGCAAACCUGACCACCACAGAGACUGGCUAUAGAAGAAAGACACCUCCCAACAGUGGAGAGGACCCCGUGGCUGGAAAGCACUGGCCAUCCUUCCGGGAGCUACUCUCAUGGAUAACAGCCACCUGUGCUUAGUUACUAAACCCCCAAAUUUAAAAAUUAGCUUCUGAUCUAAAUAGCUCCUUUUGCGAACUUGAGACUUUAAAGUGUUAGUGUCAAUUUUCGAAGAUCAACCAAAAAGUAUUGGAGAUGACAGCAAUUUGUAAAGAGGUCAUGAUAGCUCCAGUGUUGACUUCCUCUCUGUUGCAGGAAGAAACUGUGCUAUUUUGAACAGAUUAAAGACUUUUAUAGUUUGUGGUAAACAGAUUAUCUUUUUUUUGUUUGUUUGUUUAAAUUCCAUCCUGCCACUUCAUCCCAUCUGUCUGACC